AUGAUGAUCAACCUUCUGAUUAUAUUUUUCUCCCUUUCUUUUGCUUAUAACUUUUUUAAGGCUGCCUUGAAUUCUGCUUCGUGUUAUACCGUUAAAUUAUACAAACAAGGCGGCUGUUUGGCUACUAUGAUGUUAACUGGGCCCGUUAACAGUAAGUGCAAGAAAUAUUACGUAGUUUUAAGUGAUGCAAUAACAGUUUUAUCACCUGAGGUGACAUUUGAAAUUAUAAAUGAUUUUAGCAUGGAAUAUGUCUGCAUGUUGGUAAUCGGUCAUAACAAUGAACUGCAAAUAAAUGAUGUUAAUGCUUUUAUAAGCAACAUGUGUUAUAAACAAAUUUAA
Messenger RNA from Mucor mucedo, 339 nucleotides. RefSeq lists its product as uncharacterized. The transcript is spliced from 7 exons. The record is from RefSeq and is a predicted model, not a curated record. Lineage: Eukaryota; Fungi; Mucoromycota; Mucoromycetes; Mucorales; Mucoraceae. The coding region runs from base 1 to 339 and encodes 112 amino acids.